CUCACGUGACCAAACGUCCCGCUUCAGCUCUCCAAUCACGUGCCGAGGGACUGACGUCACCGCCGUCGUCAGGGUCACCCUGCUCCUUCUCCUCCUUCCUCCGCCUCCUCUUAAAGGGCCAUGUCCCUUUUGUCGUCGCUGCUGCUGCGGCUGCCUCAGCGAGGCCUCGUCACGGCCGCCGUGGCCGCUCGACACCGCCUGACGCAAACGAGGCCCCGGCCGGUCAGAAACGGAGGCCUGUGCCGAAGAACGCCCCGCCAAGCGGCAGCGGGAGGAGCCUUCCGGGUUGGCAGCGGCCUCAGCCUAUCAGCCUUUUUCCUUUUCUCUGGGGAAACCGAGAAGGAGGAGGAAGGAGAGGAAGGAAAGGACAAGGCCGACCCUGAGGACGCCAUCAUUCUGCUGCUGAAGAAAGCCAAGCUGAAGAUCAUGAAAGGCGAACUUGAGGAAGCCGAACGCCUCCUGCACGAAGCCUCCUGGCUCUCUCAGCAAUCAAAAAACAACGCGGCCAUUAUCUACACAUAUGACAUGAUGGCAAACUUGGCCUUCCUGAGAGGAGAGCUGGAGAAGGCCGAAAAGCUUUUCAAAGCCACCAUGAGCUACAUGCUAGCCGGGGACGUAAAGCAAGAUGACAAUGCUAUCCUCCAGAUGUCCCUGAAACUGGCCAGCAUCUACGCGGCUCAAAACCAGGACAAACUCGCCCUGGCCGGCUACCAGUUCUGCAUCCUGACCCUGGAGGAGAAGGUCGCUAAGCAGAAGGAGAUGCCCGCGGACACCUUGCCAGAGGAAGAACGGGUCAACACCCACCUUUUAUUGGCCAUGAGUCUGGACUCCUAUGCCCGCUACCUCCUGGCGCAUCAUCAGACGACGCUGGCCCAGACGAUGUACGAACGGGCCCUGAAGAUCGCGAUGGAGGUCAACGGGGAGAAACACCCCCAGACCGUGGUAGUGAUGAACGAUCUGGGCACGGCGCUGGAUGCUCAGGGGCUCUACAACGAAGCCUACGCCCAGGUGAGCAGAGCCGCAGAAUUGGCCCAGCAAACCCAGCACACGGAUACCCACGUGAUCUUGAACAACCUGGCUGGCAUCCUCAUCCAUAAAGGAGAUUAUUCCCAGGCCAGGCAAGUCUACAAAAAAGCCCUUGAAGUGGCUGAGAAAUCUGGCGACGGCGUCGCUGUGCGAUACAUCACGAAGGAACUGGCUCAGCUGGCCAAGCGGAAGCGGACGCGAUCCAAAGGAGAGGACGGCCUGCAGGAGGCGGAGGCGGGCAAGGAGGGGGCCGACGGGCAGAAGGAGUGACCGGCCCGGCUUCCCGCCGUUGGCUUGGAAGAGAAUCCGAAUUGCAAUAGGGUUUCCUUUCCGCUUCCGGGGGCGAUGCGGCGCGGAUCGCGUGGGGCAGCCCUCGAUCUGCGCCCUGCCCACGAGGACGGAGCUUAGAGGAUGCCAGCUGGAGGGCAGAAGGCGAGGACAGCCCCAAUUUGGAGCCCCGGGGCCGAAUAAAGCAGAGAUACCUGCA
Messenger RNA from Ahaetulla prasina, 1513 nucleotides. RefSeq names its product tetratricopeptide repeat domain 19 (gene TTC19). The record is from RefSeq and is a predicted model, not a curated record. Gene Ontology annotation, biological process: mitochondrial respiratory chain complex III assembly. Lineage: Eukaryota; Metazoa; Chordata; Lepidosauria; Squamata; Colubridae. Gene Ontology annotation, molecular function: protein binding. Gene Ontology annotation, cellular component: mitochondrial inner membrane. The transcript is spliced from 10 exons. Bases 121 to 1296 code for a protein of 391 amino acids.